CUUUGUUUACAACAUAUCCAGAGUAGAGAGCGAGACGAUAGACGUCGUACACGCAUAUAUUUUAUUUUUUUUACUGUCGUUCGUCUUUUGUAUCAGCAAGUUGCAGCCAUGGUGGCCAUGACGAAAAGGUUGAAAACCUUUCAAAUCGUAUUUACGGACCCGAGUAAGAGUUUUUACUGCGGCGGAGAACGGGUGUGUGGCCGCAUCGAAGUGGAAGUGAACGAAGUGACCAGGGUGUCUGCUGUGAAGGUUUUGGCUUUGGGUUCUGCUAAGGUCGAGUACCCUAAAGGCAAACAGCGGUGCCGACAGGAAGCUGAGUACCUACGACACACCGAGGUCCUGCGAAUGGUCGACCAGCCAUCAGAUGAUGACGGAUCAGUCAUCCUGAGACCUGGCAACAAAUAUGAAUACACUUUUGGUUUCGAUCUUCCGUCCAGUGGGCUGGUUUCUUCGUACAAGGGAAAAUUUGGAUAUGUCCAGUAUUACGUGAAGGGCCUGUUGGAGAGGACACGUCAACCUACACUGGAGUGCAAGAAGCCGUUUGAGGUGGAGGAACCUUUGGAUGUCAACACUCCAGACCUUUUGUCCCCCACAGGCGGCAUGAAAGAGAAGAAAGUCACAUGCAUGUUCAUCCCUGAUGGUCAAGUGUCACUAAAUGCUAAGAUCGAUCGCAGCGGUUUCUGCGAAGGUGAAGACAUCUACAUCAACGCAAAGUUUGAGAACACCUGUUCUCGGAUUGUGAUUCCCAAGGCUGCUAUCAUCGCCAAGCACACUUAUCAGGCCAAUGGUCGAACCAAGGUCUUCCGCCAGAAGCUCUCUGCAGUGCGAGGAAACCACAUCAUCUCUGGCAUGUGUGACGCAUGGCAGGGCAAGACCAUCAGGGUGCCCAAGAUCAAACCAUCCAUGCUGGGCUGCAACAUUAUUCGUGUUGAGUAUGCACUAAUGAUUUAUAUCCACAUCCCUGGAAGUGAAAAACUGAUUCUAGAGCUACCACUGGUCAUUGGGACUUCAGGACUGGGCAGCCGCAGCAAUAGUGUGAGCAGCCAGGAGGGUUCCGUCAGUAAUGCGUCUCAAAGCUGGGUGUCUCUCAGGUUCCCCUCAGAGCCUCCGAGUUACACUGACAUCACACGCGACUGCCGCCUGGAACAGCCCCUAACGCCACUUUUGGACGACUUCGAUGGAGACGAAAGCCCCAUCUUUAUGAACACCACGGCCUUCCACUAUCCUCCACCGCCUGUUUACACAGAGACCGAGGAGGAGUACCGCAUGCUGCCUGUGUGCUGAAGAUAAGGUGCAGCUGUCGGAGUCUGUGUUCAUUUAGGGCACUUGAAAAGAAGCAGAAUGUCCACAUGGCGAGACGUGGCGAGACGAUGGUAAAUUGAAGCAAGGAAGCCUCCCGUCUGUUCUUCCAGUCGCCUUUGCCGCUGCAUCAUCGCAGCCGAUCCGUCUACAGUCUUCCUCUUGGCGAUCAAGUUGAAGCAACGUCAUCUGUGCUUCCUGACAUUUCCUGAAAGGCUGUUGCUUUAAAGACUCACACUGUUUGGGGUCUUGCUGUCCAUUUACAGCCCCUUCAUAUCCAUGUGUGUUACUUGGGGCCAACCGUGGUAUAAGUCAGCCCCUCCCUCCCAGUCUGCUGUGGCAUCAUUGUUUUUUUUGGGGGGCUGGGGGGGUUGUCUUCUCCUCAUGAUAUGUCAUUCCAGUUAAGUGCUGCGUUUGCAGAAGUUCUGUAAAGGGCUACUGCGACAUUUGUUCCCUUUAUAGAAUAAGCCUCAUUAUCUGUCCAGUAACAGCAUCUAAAAGAGUAUAUACAUAUAUUUUUUUGCUGUCUUAAUGCACUUUCUCGAUUGACGCAUUUGCUUCCAUUACUGCCUACAAGUUUGUUUGGUUUGAACAAUUUUUGUCUUGUGGUGAUUCGUUACAUACUUUUGAUUUCUGAGAACCUCUGAGAUUGAACUUUUAUACUCCAGUUUGGUGGUAAGCUGUAUCUUCUUGCAUAUGCUGGACACUCGCGCGAUCAGAUGCUGGUUACGUAAGAACAUUCAUUUGUACAUUGUAAACAAUCUGCAGUUGUCCUAGACAACAUUUCACUGUGAGAUCGCCUCUGCGCUUUUGCGUGACUUUUCUUCUUUUAGGGCGCAAAGAGAAAUUACUGUUAAAGACUGAUUUGUAAGAAGUGUUUGCAAUGCAUCCUUUAAACUUACAAGUAUUUUUGUAUGAAACCCCAUGGGUUGUUUUUUUAUAAAUAAAGACAUUUUCAAAUUUA
This is a messenger RNA of Cynoglossus semilaevis (tongue sole), 2263 nucleotides long. It is a transcript of the gene txnipa, whose product is annotated as thioredoxin interacting protein a. Bases 109 to 1284 code for a protein of 391 amino acids. The transcript is spliced from 6 exons. Lineage: Eukaryota; Metazoa; Chordata; Actinopteri; Pleuronectiformes; Cynoglossidae. Gene Ontology annotation, molecular function: ubiquitin protein ligase binding. The record is from RefSeq and is a predicted model, not a curated record. Gene Ontology annotation, cellular component: cytoplasm. Gene Ontology annotation, biological process: protein transport.